Messenger RNA from Meloidogyne enterolobii, 366 nucleotides. NCBI's taxonomy places the organism in Eukaryota, Metazoa, Nematoda, Chromadorea, Rhabditida, Meloidogynidae. The record is from the annotation of a GenBank genome assembly.
AUGAGUAUUGGUCUUGAAAAUUGUAGUACAGAGAAUAGUACUGAAUUUUAUUCUCACUGUACUUCAAUUUGUAACGAGAACGAUGAAGCAUUUAAACUUUUAAUAUCCUUCAAUAAUAAUGAUAUUUUUGGUUGUGGAUUAGUUUAUCCUCCGACUAAUUUGACGAAUGAAUUUCCUUAUAUUUUCUUUACAAAAAAUGGAAAACAAAUUGGUAAGGGUAUAUUAUUGAAAGAAUAUUCGGACUCAUACCAACCACACGUUUGGCUUAAAAGUUGUUCUGUUGAAGCAAAUUUUGGUGAUGAUUUGGAAACUAAACCAUUUACUUAUGACAUCUCAAAACAUACAAUUCUUAAAGAAUUUUAUUGA